Molecule: messenger RNA, 1132 nt
Organism: Trichomycterus rosablanca
Lineage: Eukaryota; Metazoa; Chordata; Actinopteri; Siluriformes; Trichomycteridae
Gene: and3
Product: actinodin3
Exons: 5
Coding region: 1-900 (299 amino acids)
Source: RefSeq, a predicted model, not a curated record
AUGGUGCUGAGGUUCCUGUGUGUGCUGAGUUGUGUUGCGUUGCUGCUUCGUGAGAUUGAAGCGAAGUCUCUGUUAGACGUCAUUAAACCAGAAGAAGCUGAAGUGAGUUUAAAUGCUGAACAGGCCAAUGGGUUCCUGUCUCGUACCCGCCGGAACGCCGACUCACACUGGUACCGCCAGAAUCCAGACUUUCAGUCUUACUACAAAUACUACAGCAGCAUCGGCCACACAGAGGGGCUGUAUGAGAUCGACCGGAUCCGGAUGCUCUAUCAGAAGAUGAGACAGUUGGAGCAGGUACACGGUGCCGACGCCGCCCACUACCAGAACCGACUGGGCCCACCCCCGGCCCCUAAACAAACCCCCGCCCCUGCCCCUGUGAAAGGCCCCGCCCCCUUGGUGCCCUCCCAAGCUGACGUUAUUCACCUGUGUAACGCCAGAGAUCCUCUGUGUAAGCCACACAUCGUGUACCUGCCUACUGGGGCGGUGCCUGUGCUCUGUGAUCCCCGCUACUACCCUAACUGUAAACACCAAGCCCCGCCCCCUCCUCCACCUGUCUCAAUCAAAGGCCCGCCCCCUCCUCCACCUGUCGCAAUCAAGGGUCCUGCUCCUCCCCCUUCUCCUGUAAUGUAUAAGGGAAUGGAGUACGACUGCGACCCCUACUGGGACCCCGACUGCCUCAUCGACAACCCACCCCGACAAUAUAAGGGCAAAGCUCCGCCCCCUCCACCUGUACCUGAGCCUGAGGAAGAGGAGGAGGAGGAAGAGGAGGAGCCCGCUCAUCCUGCCCCCAUCGGCAAGAAACCUGCGUAUCCCUAUUAUGGCUCUCCGUAUCCAUACGACUACCAAUCAGAGCUGUACGACCCCGCCCGUUUUUCUUACUUCGCUCCCAACACCAAGUGAAACAACAAAUGAACAGGUUAGCGUGUGUAUACACACACACACACACACACACACACACACACACACACACACACACACACAACCACCGACUUUCUCCUCAUCACAGAACCAGCAUUUAAUCUGGAACCAAAACGCUGCCGAUCUGAAACUGGGAAUCAGUGACAUCAAGACAUCAUAAUCACCAUGACAACAAGUUAUAAACAUAAAUCAUUUAAAUACAUGACCAGUGUAA